Desarmillaria tabescens is the source of this 1224-nucleotide messenger RNA. RefSeq lists its product as uncharacterized. Lineage: Eukaryota; Fungi; Basidiomycota; Agaricomycetes; Agaricales; Physalacriaceae. The record is from RefSeq and is a predicted model, not a curated record. Bases 273 to 923 code for a protein of 216 amino acids. The transcript is spliced from 3 exons.
CUUCUUCUCCCAAACCUAAACCCUGGCGUGGUAACUCAGCCCUACCGAAAAGGCCACCCCUCCCACAGUGGGACCUGGUCUAUCCAGAUCUAGCGGUCAAGAAGACGGUGCUAGAUGCGGAGAUCCCGGAAAUACUGGAGGCAGACUGAAGCAGCAGUCUGCAUUCAUGGACAUUGUCGAAUGCCUGGGUUUUGCAUUCUGAUUUCAUUGGAAGCCUUCCCUUACGUAUGCUGGUUGGUUGGAUUCUUUGUUGUAACAGAUCGUAACUUAUAAUGCAGUCGGGUCCGUGUGAGGACGCCACACGAGACCCGUUUAUUUAUUUCGUACCAGCAUUUAGCAUUUUACAGCUUAUUAUUUUGCCCUCGAGCAAGCCCCUUCACUUUUUUCUUUGCUUCGACUUCAAUUAUCAGGCCCGAUGUGGCGACCGCAUCCCCCAUUUCUGUCAAUUUGUCGCCAAUUUAAGUAUUCUGCACUUCCUGCUUAUCAUCAUCAAUCCUCGUUCGUCUUCUAUGAUUGUUUUAGCUCUCGCGAUCUGGUCUCCCAGCAAUUCAUUCAACGAGCGGCGCUUUCACUUAAUGGUUAAUUCCCGAACUGAGGCUUCAUCGGAGGACUCUGAGCCUGUGCUAUUGUCCCUCUUGUCAUGGACCGACUUAUGCUCCGUGCUCUGCUCCGCAACGUCUCUAGCUUCUUCACAUGGAAGUCUUGGGUACCAAUCAGAUAUCGCUGAAGACUUUCCGAGCUCGGACCUUUAUUAUCGAAGCCCUUCUCGUUAUCUUCCUUUCGCUGUUAUGGGCCCCGACCCUAUGCCUCGAGGCUUAUCUCCUGAGAGAAUCUCGCAUUCCUGGACACCGAUUCCGACUAAACGGCGUCUGGCGUUACCCUCCUUUAUCAGCAAUUGUGGUCCUGAAGUAGGGUAUCACUAAAGCGGCAGCUUUGCGUCGUAGUAUCAUCCUGAGCAAAUCUCAGCCUGCCUUGAUCGAAAGUGGAAGAAUACUGUUCAACGUAAGGAUCCUUCUAUGAUGUUGCGUUAUUCAGGUCGGCGGUAUGCGCUUGUCGGACUCUUCUCAAACUGCUUUACAACAUAUGCUUACCGCACUGCGAAGCAGGAUUCCAUUAUUUGGAACACCAGGGGCCGUGGAACUUUCAGGGAAUGGCCGGUGAUCUUGCAAAGUAUACAUUAUUCCCUUUUAUUCCUACAACAACCAAGAAAAAAGCCAACGUCGA